CGUCGAACGAAAACCAAAACACUAACAAACAAAUAAAUUCCAAUCUAAGCAAACUCGUAGAUAGACACUUAGUUUAAACAUCAUGCCUCGUAGAUAUACAACAAAGUUACAGCUGGAGAAGCUCCAAGGAACGAUUGAAUCCCUUGAGUCCAGUAAUCGUAGUGAGGCAGGAAAUUCUGCGAGCGAUUUGGAUGAGGAAGAAGAGCAAGAUGACAGCGAACAGCAGCCGAAGCGUAGUUUGCUGGAGAAUACAGCGCAUCACACACAUCCAGCCUUCAAUCAAGGAUUGGGACAGAACUCUGUUCAAGAUCGACAGCUGAAUAUAUUCCCCAGCUGCGCCUACACCGUGGCUUUGCCCGUCUAUGUCUCCAGCCAGAGCACGCCCAUUGUGGAGCCGUGCCAUCAGCGACCGGCUACCCAUGAUGAAUGGAUGCGCAAUGUGCAUUACAACAAGUCCAGAUACUUGACUCAAACUGCCCAGCAAAAGCAGCGCCAAAAGAAACAUGAUAACCAGAUAUACAAUAUUCAUCUGUUCGAUUUGGCGGAGAAUAUAGCGUUGCAGGAUAAUACCUACUUUCGGGACAGCUAUGACUACUAUUACACGGGCGGUAAUCUAAAUCUGUUGUCCUACUCGGCUGCUGGAUGCCCGGAAGCCAAGCCGCUGGCUAUGCACGUCUCUGGCGAACGGCUGCAGUGUCUCCAUUUCUCACAGGUGGGCGUGGAGGCGGAACUGUGGCGACCACUGCACAGCGAAUCACUGACGGACAUGUCCAGCGAGAUCUUUGAGCUGUUGCCAAUCAACAGUUUUCGCGUGAAUCAUGGCAACAUGUUUCUGGCGCGCAUGCUAAACGAUAUAGUCAUCUAUGAGCUAAAGGAGCUGGACGAAGUGCAGAAUGCGGAUGAAGAUGAGAAUGAGGAUGGUCAUGAGCAAGCUAGCAAAUAUGAAUUAUGCUGCCAGAGUCGAUACACCAGCCAGGAUGGACCCUUCAUUAGCGUGGCCCAGGCAACGAAUAGUCCAAAUACAUUGGGCAUUGCGUGCCAGGAUCACAGUGUGCGCUUCAAGGAUAUCGUCACCCAGCAGGAGAUAACGCAGCGUGAGGUGUGCAUCCUGAAAGGCAUACACAGGAGCAGCACCUGGGCACAGCUGCGCGCCAGCGAGGAGCACUGCUUCCACUAUCUCUGCCAAUCCGCCCUGCUCACCAUCGACCUGCGCUCUGCCAACGAGGCAAUCAAUCCCUGCUUUGCCAGCAGCGCCUAUUCGUCGAACUGCGAGAGCUUCAGUUGUAUGGGAAAGAGUGUGAAUCCCAAUCUGCUGUAUGUGGCAAGCAAUCAUAAGCUUCACUGUCUGGACAUGCGUUGUAUGGGCAAGAAGGUAGCGGAUCGUGCCGUUGUCACCUGGACGCAUCAGAUGAGCUAUUCGCCCACCUUCAUGGAUGCCAUUGCGUACGAGGGCAGCGAAUAUGUGGCGAUGAGCAGCGCCAAACCCAGUGAUCAGCGAGUCUGCGAGCUAAAAGGAGUUCUGGCGCAGAGCCACAUGGAGAUGUGGUCCCCCUCCUUGCCCUAUGAGCCGCCCCAGCUGGAAGAGGCGUUGCUGCAGGCACGGCUACAGGGUGUGAGCGUGGACAUCUAUUCGGAUCUGGCGGAGCGCAUCAAAUGCUGCACCACCGGCAUCAAGUUCCACAGGCUGGACAAUGCCAUUGAUGGCGCCUUCGCUCAGCUGCUCACCGCCAACAGCGUGGGCGACAUUCAUUGCCAGCGGGUGACGCUGCGCGAUGAGCUGGAGAUGCAGCGCGAACAGCGCACUGGAGUGCACACUAAGGAGGCGAUACUCUACUAUGCGGAGCUGGUGCGUCAUCAUGUAAAAAGGAAACUCCGCUGUACGACAGUUCAACCCAUGUCUGUGCUGCGGGACGUGAUGAAGUCCGAAAACGAAAGGUACGCGGAGCAGGAGAAGCCGGUGGUCAUUGAGGAUGUGACCAUCAACUAUGGCUUUACUGAGUCCGAGCCGGAGUCCACGACCGACGACGAAGGGAACAGCGAAGAACAAGAAACGCAACCAACAAAUAGUCAAAGUCAAGAAGUGACCCAGAAAGAGGAGACUCCUCCCGCAGAGACCCCACCCGAAGAGACUCCACCCGCAGAGACUAAGCCAAACGAGGAUCAGAAAGUCAUCAAGAAGAAGAAAGCUGUGAAUCGUGGUCCCUGGCAAAAGUCGGCCUAUUAUCUAAGCCGUUUCACGGACCUCAUCAGCACGCGCCUGCUCAGCAUCUGGGAUGUGGAUGAGUUCGAGCUGACGCGAGAUGUCCAAAUCGAUAUGAUCGAUGAGAAGCUAAAGAAAGACGAUGAUGGGAAGGCGAACGAAGACCGAACAGCUGCCUGGUUGCAGCAAUCGCUGCCGCCCACAGAGCUGCUGACAGCUGCAGCAGCCAGGGAUGAUGAGAAACUGGUGCCGGGCACAAAUCUGCCCAAGCGCUACCAAGCCGCCUACGCCGACUACAAAGAACUGCUGCCAGAGACAAUCGAUAUGGAGGAAUUAAAAACACCGAAAAUCGAAGAAACUUCAUUUGAUGAAAGUUUCAACUUUACCAGACAGCCGCACUCCACGUUGACAGCGAGUCAAUUCACGGUGAUUGAGAAUACGCCGGAGAUGAGACCGCCGCCAGCCAAAAAAGCCAAGACUAAACAUGUUAUGGGCUUCUAAGGAGCUCAGCUCUGGACAACAAACACACACAAGACACGACACAACAACUUCAAUAACCCGUUCGACACAACUUUAAUUCCUUAAUCUAUUUUACAGAUUAAGCCAUUAAGUCAGAUCAUCCAUAUAAGUCAGAUC
Molecule: messenger RNA, 2836 nt
Organism: Drosophila arizonae
Lineage: Eukaryota; Metazoa; Arthropoda; Insecta; Diptera; Drosophilidae
Gene: TAF1C-like
Product: TATA box-binding protein-associated factor RNA polymerase I subunit C-like
Source: RefSeq, a predicted model, not a curated record